Molecule: messenger RNA, 837 nt
Organism: Thalassophryne amazonica
Lineage: Eukaryota; Metazoa; Chordata; Actinopteri; Batrachoidiformes; Batrachoididae
Product: glycoprotein-N-acetylgalactosamine 3-beta-galactosyltransferase 1-B-like
Exons: 3
Coding region: 13-837 (274 amino acids)
Cellular component (GO): membrane
Molecular function (GO): N-acetylgalactosaminide beta-1,3-galactosyltransferase activity
Source: RefSeq, a predicted model, not a curated record
GAAGACAGCCGCAUGGCUGAUGAACUGUACAAAAAGGUGCGUAUUCUUUGCUGGGUGAUGACUUUCCCCAAGAACUUGAAGACCAAGGCUCAGUAUGCGAAAUCUACGUGGACUUGCCACUGCAACAUUGUAAUCUUCAUGAGCUCUGUGUACGAUCCAGACUUUGCCACAGUGGGUUUGGGUACUGGCGAGGGUCGUAACCAGCUGUACUGGAAAACUAUCCGAGCCUUCCAUUAUGUCUAUGAGCAUCACACCCAUGAGGCCGACUGGUUCCUUAAAGCGGACGACGACACCUAUGUGAUUGUGGAUAACCUACGGUGGAUUCUCGCCAACCACACACCUGAUGAACCCAUUUACUUUGGCCGAAGGUUCAAGAAGGGCUACAUGAGUGGUGGUGCUGGCUAUGUGCUCAGUAAAGAGGCUCUUCAUCGGUUUGUAGAAGGUUUUAAAACCCAAAAGUGCACUCACAAUAUCCCUAUCGAAGACAUGGCAAUGGGGCAGUGCCUGGACAAGGUCGGAGUGCAGUUAGGAGACUCUAGAGACACGAUGCACAGGGAGAUGUUUCAUGUUUUUCCACUCGCACACCACCUCACUGUCAAGUUUCCUCCAACUUGGUGGUAUCUGAACUACUGCUACUAUCCAGUCUCACAGGGACCAAACUGCUGCUCAGACCUUUCGGUGUCUUUCCACUAUACAUCUGCUUUACAGAUGUAUUUAAUGGAGUACUUCACCUAUCACCUGCGUGCGUUUGGCUACAGACACCGUUAUCAGCCCCUAAAGCUUGGUCUUAGCCAUCGUAUACGACGGCGUCUGCCCCAGUGGGUUAAAGAUAUUUAG